GAAUUGGCAUAAUGAAUGAGCCCCUGGAAAUCUUCUACUGUACAGAUGAAAACAGUUUGGCCAGCUGUGGCUUUCUGAUAACGUGUCUACAGUCGGGAACGAUAACAACAAGAAACAUACAUUCACUGGACUCUAAAAGCUGCGUCUGGAUCAGUGUGUUCAGGUGAUCGUAAUGGCGGAGGGAGGCUUUGACCCCUGUGAGUGCAUCUGCACCCAGGAGCACGCCAUGAGACGACUCAUCAACCUGCUACGUCAGUCUCAGUCCUACUGUACAGACACAGAGUGUCCUCAGGACUUACCAGGACCCAGUGGCUCAGUAGGAGGUGGAGACCUGACUGUCCCCGUGGUUCUGAUGGGCUGGAUGGUUCUGGUUCUGCUCCUCUUCCUCCUCAGACCCAACAGCCUCAGAGGAUCCCCAGCGCCGCCUGCCGGCAAACCUACUGGACCUCACAGUGUAGGUAUGGAGGGAGGAGGAGGGAUAGAGGGAACCUACUGGACCUCACAGUGUAGGUAUGGAGGGAGGAGGAGGAGGGAACCUAC
This is a messenger RNA of Oncorhynchus nerka (sockeye salmon), 540 nucleotides long. RefSeq names its product small integral membrane protein 14-like. The annotation marks the transcript as partial. Gene Ontology annotation, cellular component: endoplasmic reticulum. NCBI's taxonomy places the organism in Eukaryota, Metazoa, Chordata, Actinopteri, Salmoniformes, Salmonidae. The record is from RefSeq and is a predicted model, not a curated record. The transcript has 4 exons.